Messenger RNA from Bacillus rossius redtenbacheri, 733 nucleotides. RefSeq lists its product as uncharacterized. The coding region runs from base 168 to 608 and encodes 146 amino acids. The record is from RefSeq and is a predicted model, not a curated record. The transcript has 3 exons. NCBI's taxonomy places the organism in Eukaryota, Metazoa, Arthropoda, Insecta, Phasmatodea, Bacillidae.
UGGGAUAGCGGAUGUAAUUCAGAGUGCCAGUUCCUACUAUUGGUUUUAAAGGUUUGUUCAGGGAUUUGUCAAGCAUUUAUAUUUACAUUCGAUAUAGUUGGUCUUCUGGAGAAACUUGAUGUAAUCAGUUACAAAGCUGCAUGUAAGAGUAGUUACAGUUACAACAGAUGGAAGAGAAACGGGACAAGAGAAUAGGCAAAUCAGGCCAUUUAUGGCUAAGUGCUCGACGAAAGAAAAGAAAAGCAACGGCUGCUAUCGCAUACCAGCAAGAGAGAAAAAAAAGAAGACUUGAAGAAAUCUCCACAUUUCCAGAGGAGGUAACGUGGACGCUAACGAGUUCGGGAAACGAGAACGAUGAUUCGUCAGCACCUGGUACAAGUCAGACAGAAAGCGGAAUUUUCAACUUGAUAACUCAAAAAGAGCUAAUGCAUGAAGCUGCUGCUAGCCAGCAUACAGAAGAGAAUCUUGGUCAACAUAAUCAUGCAGAUUUGGAACACGAAUGUGACGUUUCCGAAGAUGAAGUACUUUCUACAAAGCUGAAAACUAUGAGUAAAAACAUACCUGAAGUAGAAGAGGUACUACAGGAAGAUGGGAUACACACGAAGUGAGUAAAAUUAGUAUCGGUUCUACCUUACUAGUAAUAAUCUGGUUGAAUGUAGGCCAGUACACAUUCCAUAAUGCUACCGUAUCAUAAAUUUUCUGGUUUUUAAUUAAUAAUCAAAGUUACAUUACU